Molecule: messenger RNA, 2903 nt
Organism: Pocillopora damicornis (cauliflower coral)
Lineage: Eukaryota; Metazoa; Cnidaria; Anthozoa; Scleractinia; Pocilloporidae
Product: coatomer subunit beta
Biological process (GO): endoplasmic reticulum to Golgi vesicle-mediated transport; intra-Golgi vesicle-mediated transport; intracellular protein transport
Cellular component (GO): COPI vesicle coat; cytoplasm
Molecular function (GO): structural molecule activity
Source: RefSeq, a predicted model, not a curated record
ACCGGAGUCAAUUGGAUACAUUCCAUGCAGCCAUAUUUAUCAGACGUGGAUUAGAACGACGACUUUUCUCAAACUUUUUUAGCAUUUUGGUACCGUUUUUGACAACAUGUCUACGGCUGAACUACCUUGCUACACUUUGAUUAAUGUUCUUAACGAUUCUGAGGCGCAGAGUGAGCAAAAGCUUGCCGAGGAUCUGGAAAAAGGCGAUCUCAGGGUUAAAACAGAGGCUCUUAAGAGAGUGAUCCAACAAAUUUUAAAUGGAGAGAAAAUGCCUUCCUUGUUGAUGGUGAUCAUCAAGUUUCUGAUGCCACUUGAUGAUCAUACCAUCAAAAAACUCCUUCUGAUUUUCUGGGAGAUUGUUCCCAAGACUGGCCAAGAUGGUAAACUGUUACAGGAGAUGAUUCUGGUUUGCGAUGCAUACAGAAAGGAUUUACAGCAUCCCAAUGAGUAUAUCAGGGGAUCUACUCUGAGAUUUCUUUGCAAGUUAAAGGAAGCUGAGUUGUUGGAACCUCUCAUGCCAGCCAUCAGAAACUGCUUAGAACACCGUCACUCAUAUGUGCGACGAAAUGCUGUAAUGGCAAUUUACACAAUCUACCGAAAUUUUGACUUUCUAAUCCCUGAUGCCCCAGAGUUGGUACACACCUUCCUGGAACAGGAACAAGAUGCGUCCUGUAAACGUAAUGCCUUUAUGAUGCUUAUCCACGUGGACCAGGAACGUGCCUUGGAGUACCUGAGUACUUGUAUAGAUCAGGUCAACACUUUUGGUGAUAUACUACAGUUGGUUAUAGUUGAACUGAUUUACAAGGUGUGCCAUGCCAACCCAGCUGAGAGAUCUCGCUUCAUUCGAUGCAUCUACAAUUUGUUGAAUUCAUCAUCGCCAGCUGUACGCUAUGAAGCUGCUGGUACUUUGGUGACCCUUUCAUCUGCUCCCACAGCAGUUAAGUCAGCAGCGUCCUGUUACAUUGAGCUGAUUGUGAAGGAGAGUGACAACAACGUGAAGCUCAUUGUACUAGACAGGCUGAUUGCCUUAAAGGACAACCCUUCUCAUGAGAAAGUCCUUAGGGAAUUAGUGAUGGAUAUUCUUCGUGUGCUGUCCUCUCCUGACCCUGAAGUUCGCAAGAAGACUUUGCAGCUUGUGCUGGAUCUGGUUACUUCAAGAAACAUUCAUGAGGUUGUAGCUGUUCUAAAGAAGGAGGUGACCAAGACGCACAAUGACAGUGAACAUGAGGAUGUUGGUGGAUAUCGGCAGCGCCAUGCCUUGUGGAUUAUGGGUGAAUAUGCCAGCAGCAAACAGGAUAUUCUGGAUGUUACGGAAGAGAUCAAGAAGGCCCUGGGCGAUGUUCCCAUUGUGGAUGACGAAAUGAGAAGAGCUGCUGGAGAUGUUACGGAAGGUUCAGAUCAGAGCGCGUCUCAGACAUCGGGUGGGCAGCGUCUGGUGACAGCCGAUGGAACAUACGCCACCCAAAGUGCUCUAAGCACUCCUGGAAUAACUUCUCUAACGAAGAAAGACGACGAGAACAGACCUCCUUUGCGUCAAUAUCUUUUGGAUGGUGAAUUCUUUGUUGGGGCGGCUGUCUCUUGUACUUUGACAAAACUUGCUCUGCGCUAUUUGGACUUGGAGGAAGACAAGGAGAAACAGAAUGUCUUCUGUGCCAACUGUAUGCUCAUCAUGGCCAGUAUUUUGCAUCUUGGAAAGUCAGGCCUACCAAAGAAGAUUAUUACCGAUGACGAUGUGGAUCGUAUUUCUCUGUGUGUUCGUGUUGUUGCCGAGCGUGUGCCAGUCAUGAAGAACAUCUUCACUGUUGAAUGUCGCAACUCCCUGUCCUCCAUGUUGGACGCUGACAAGAGAGUGGAGGAGGAGAAACUCACAAAGACGGAAAUUGAGAAGGCGCUGGCAAUCCAAGUUGAUGACCCAAUUCCCUUCAUGCAGCUGUUGGCCAAACCAGAUUCUGGAAUUACUGAGGAUCAGUUUGCACUUGCUUUGUCUCAAGCGGUGGGUUCUACUGGAAAGAAGGACGACGAGCUUGUGGGAUCUAAACUAAACAAGGUGGCGCAGCUGACUGGUUUCUCGGACCCAGUGUAUGCCGAGGCGUACGUGAACGUGAAUCAAUAUGACAUCGUGUUGGACUUGCUGAUCGUGAAUCAGACUUCGGACACACUGCAGAACGUCACCUUGGAACUGGCCACGCUUGGAGACCUAAAGCUUGUUGAAAAGCCACAGCCCAUCAUGCUGGGACCGAACGACUUCUCCAACAUUAAGGCGAAUGUGAAAGUUUCGUCGACCGAGAACGGAAUUAUUUUUGGAAACAUUGUGUAUGACGUGUCAGGAGGUACAGGUGACCGCAACUGUGUGGUGUUGAAUGAUAUUCAUAUCGACAUCAUGGAUUACAUUGUACCAGCUUCUUGCACUGAUUCAGAGUUCAGGCGGAUGUGGGCUGAGUUUGAGUGGGAGAAUAAGGUGACUGUGAACACAAACAUCACCGAUCUCCGUGAAUAUUUGGAUCACUUGAUUGCUUCAACUAACAUGAAAUGUUUGACCCCAGACAAGGCGUUGGCAGGUGAAUGUGGUUUUAUGGCGGCUAAUUUGUACGCCCGCAGUAUUUUUGGAGAAGAUGCUUUGGCUAACGUGUCAAUCGAGAAGCCCAGUGACCAAUCGGGGCCAUCAGUUACUGGUCACGUGCGCAUCCGAGCUAAGAGCCAGGGAAUGGCUCUGAGCUUAGGAGACAAAAUCAAUCUCUCUCAGAAGAAAGUCACUAAGUAAUUAGAUUCCUUAGAAAUUAUUUCGAUCUUUUACUCUGAAGGCGUUGUGUUAUUGUUAACUCAGCGAUGCUAUAACUAGAAUGUAGUGUCGAGUUAGCUGUAAUAGUUGUAUUAGAAAUAAAACAGAACUGUAAGUUACGUUA